UCACCCCGCCACCGGCGCCAUCUUGAAGUUGUGUAUUUGUGUCGAUUUGUGUCGCCCCUCUCCUGUCAGCAGGAAAAUUUGUGAAAUGUUUUCGUGUUAUUCAACAACACCGGUGUUUAUUUUUGUUUCUAAGCCUUUGGAAUAGAUUUAUCUUUAUCGAGUCUUUUGAACUCCGUUCACCAUGUUUUACGCACAUUUUGUGUUGGCCAAGAAGGGCCCUCUGGCCCGUAUUUGGUUAGCGGCACAUUGGGAUAAAAAGCUCACUAAGGCACAUGUCUUCGAAACCAACAUAGAAACAUCAGUUGACGGUAUUCUGAGACCAAAGGUGAAAAUGGCUCUUCGAACCUCUGGUCAUUUGCUGCUUGGAGUUGUAAGAAUAUACUCUCGCAAAGCCAAAUACUUGUUAGCUGAUUGUAAUGAGGCCUUCGUCAAAAUUAAAAUGGCCUUCCGGCCUGGUAUGGUGGAUCUGCCUGAAGAACACAGAGAAGCAGCUGUUACUGCUAUCACUCUCCCAGAAGUUUUUCAUGACUUUGACUCCGCAAUGCCAGAACUCAAUGAUGUAGACAUAGAAGCUCAGUUCACACUAAAUCAAUCACGUGCUGAAGAAAUCACCAUGCGUGAAGAUUAUGGAAACAUUACUCUAGUUCCUCAUGAUGAUGGAUUUGGGGACAUGGGUGCGUUUGAUGCUGACCAUACUGACCUCAUGCGUAGCCCACAUGCUUUGGAGCCAUCUUUGGAGCAGCAUAAUCUCUUGUUUUCUGAUGGCCCACCUGUGGAUCUGGAAGAUAAAGACCUGCGUGCUGUGGGUGGCCACUCAAUUCGAUCAGCCCUUGAGAUGGAUGCUCCAAUUCGAGACGAUGGUUUUGGUGGAAAUCUUGGCCAAGAUAUUAUUUCUGGUGGUCUCUUUGAAGGAGGUCUAUUUGAUGAUGCACCAAUUGGGGAUGCAGUAGACACCAAUGCCCUUCUUCAAAGUGUCAACCCUCUCCAUGACAAAGAUCUGUCUGUUGGCCGUGAUCUAGACAGUGAUGAUGACAUGGGAGACCACUAUGAUGCUCCUCCAUCUGUGGGACGUGAUAGCUCUAAUGGUGAUUCCAGACCUGGUACAGGUCUAGGGAAUUUGGAUCCAGACAACCAGCUUCUUAUGCCAGAUGCCCUUACUGCCCCUGAUGGAGCUUUCUUAAAUUUAGAAUCCUCUAUUCAUCACCCUAUGGUUGACAACACCAUUAGCCUCCAUCUUCCAGAGGACCAUAUGGCUGAAAGUGGUAUGCCCGAGCAAACAACUCUUUUACAAAACGAAGAAGAAAGCUUUGCAUUGGCUCCAGUUGAUGCCUCUGCUUUGAAAGGCUUUACUAAGGCUAAGCGCAAGAGGAAACUUAUUGUGGAUGAGACUAAGAAUAUCUCCGGAGAGGAAAUGAAGUCACAACUGUCUGAUACAACUGACAUUGUGACUACAUUGGACUUGGCUCCCCCAACUAAGCGGUUGAUGCACUGGAAGGAAACUGGAGGUGUUGAAAAGCUGUUUGCUUUGCCAGGCCGUUCUCUUCCUGCUCGGUGUCUCUUUAAGAAUUAUCAGAGACAUUUGACUAGUAGAACAACUAUUACUGCUGAAGACCAGAACAUUGACUUAGAAAGAGAUCCUCUUCCUUUGGAGGGUAUGGAUGAACUCGCUCCUCCCCCUCAACCAGAACCGGCACGGACAACAAGGGCAUCACGCAAACGCAAAAUCGACCAUGAAGAGGUUCCUGCUGCACAGCGCCGGGCUGUUGAAGAUGAUGAUGAAUUACGUAAUAUGGUACCGCAAGGCUCCAUGAUGGGUGGUCAUGGUAGCAUGAUGGAACCACCAACUCCACUAGGACAGUUAGAUCAAACACCUGGUGGGCCUAUGUCUAUGCCUCCACCAUACAUCGAUGGUGCCACCCCAGGAGGCCCUCUGUCUGUAGCUCAGUCUUACAUUGACCCUCAGACUCCCGGUCCUAUGUCUUUGAACCCAUCAUACAUUGACCACAGUUCUACACCGUUUAUGGACCCACACAAUUCUGUUCCACCACCCUAUCUAGAUCCUAACACACCUGCAGCCAACCUGGAUCAUGACAUCCCAGAGCUUCCCAUUGAUCAGAUGACCAUGUUAUUGGGUCAGCAUGAGCCGUCACUAGGAAUGCAGACUCCAGUGGCACCAGCAGGACCUCAUCAGCCAGACCUGACAGCCGAGCAGCAAGCCAUGAUGGAAAAUGUCGGAUAUGAUCAUCAGGACAUGGCAAAUGUGGGCUAUGACCAUUCAGAUCAUCACUUGCCAGCUAUGACUCCCGGAGCUGUCUCUGAACGAGGUCCCAACACACCCUGGAACAACGAUGAUUAUGAAUUUCCCCAUUCUGCUGGACCGCCAGAGGAGCAGCAGGGUGACGAAACCUAUGAACAGUUUGAAGAGAGGGUAACAAACAAGCGAGCUGCCCAAAUGUAUUCUGUGAUCAAGACAAAGUUAGCAACUAAGGAGAAUGGUGCAGGUGUUUAUUUGUCAGAAAUGACUUACAGGAACAACCGCAAACAGGCUGCCCAGAAGUUUUAUUCUAUGCUGGUUUUGAAGAAACACCAUGUUAUGGAGCUCCAACAAAAUUCAUCUUAUGAUGACAUUCUUAUGACUAGGGGAGCUAAGUUUGACAAUCCUUGUUUGUAGAGUUUUAAAGUGUUGUUCUAGAUUAAGAUAAUAAGAGCAUGUGGUUACCUGGGCUCCAGUUUUUGCCAUGGAGUUUUCAAUUUCUUGAAUUCCAAUACUGUUUUCUGUACCUUUAGUUUCUGCUUUAUUUUUUUAAUUGUCAGUUGUAAGAGGUUUCUAAAAUUUAUUUCAUGUGUCCUUGUAUUCAAGUAUUGUAUGUACCAAUUUAAAUUGUGUAGCCAACAGCAAUUGCAGCAUUAUCGAAUUCAAAAUAAGAUUUUGAAUCACCUUAAUACUGCAGAGGUAUUGAAGUGCAUUCACACUGAUAUUUGUGAAUUUGUACUCUUCAGUGCCUGUGGAAGUUUGCACCAUGAUUGGACGCAUUGUGAUUGAGAUCAGAUAAUGUUCACAAUGGUCACAAUCAUUGUGACCAAUGGGUUGUUGCAUGUAGAAGGUUUAGUCUUGUUUCCUUAAAAUGGUCUCACAAUACCAGAAUUCAUCAUUAAGUACUUUCUGUUGUGUCAACUAUGAUUAAAGGACCAAUGAAACAAUUUUGAUGAGACCUCUUGCUUACCGUUGAGUGUUUUUGUGUGUUAUAACUUUGGUUUUUCUGUAUUUGGAGAAUAUUUUUUUUCCAAUUAUUGGAAAUGAUGGUCUAUGAUGUGGACAUUGUAUCAGUGUAGUUUUCUUUUGCUUCCCAUUCUUUGGUGUCUUGUGACUUUAUUCCCUGCAAAACACAUUGCUCUUAUUUUUGUACAAAUUUUAUUUUAACUUUUGUGAAGUGAAGCAUAAUUCUUCAAAGGUUUGUUGACUUAGUCCAAAGACUAGAAAAUACUUUUUUUUCACCUUUUUUACGAAAUAUUUUAUUUUGUCUUAAUUUGUUUUCCACAAAUUUAAACAUAUUGUCAUCUUUUCAUUUGAACAUUUGAAAUUUUCCCUAAGUCUGGAUAUGUUAAGUUCCUGUGUUUUUGGAAAUGUUUUGGAGUAGUGAGUCACUUUAUUUUGUGACAAUGGUGUUAAAAACGUAUUUUACAUAUUGUUUUAGGUGAAAUUUAUCUUUUGAUUACUUGUUAGCUGCCUGUACAUUGGUAUUUAAUUAUAUAGAGAGAGCUUUUAAUUAUUAUUAUUAUUAUUAUUUCUGUAUUGACAUAACAUGCAUACCUAAAAUGUUCCAAGUUAUGUAAGUGUAAUAUGGUUAUAAAAUCUCUAUUGUAGGAAAUAUGUUUGUGAAGUAUUAAUUAUUUCAUGUUAGUGACAUCACACAGCUUAGACAAGAGUCAGUUCUAUGAGAGCUGUUCAUUUACUUCAACUUUGUCAUGGCAUUUCCCUCAAAAUUUUAACCCUACCAGUUUAUAUUUAAAUAUCAUCUUGGUUGCAUUCAUACUGCAAAUGGGAAGGGCUAGAAGUUCCAGGCGCGGAUUCAGGGGGUCACACAUUGCCACUGUAUGUAGGCAACUUUUGCGACAUCCCCCCUUUCUUCCCCCCUAACCCGUUUCUGGAUCCGCACCUGUGAAUUUCCCCCAUUGUUCCCCAUAUUACAGUUAUUUUUUAAUUGCAUGAAUAGCUAAUGAUGUGGCUUCUUAUAGAGGGUCUCCCCAGUCUCCAAUUUCCCUGUCAUGUUCAAAUGUUCUUUAUCAUAUCAUAUCAUGACUGCAAUUCACUACCUUCUUUCUCUGCACAAACAAUAACUAAGUUUUUCUGAUGUCUUUUGUUCAAGUAAGUUCAGCUGCUGGGUGAUUUGUGAAUUUCUUCUUAGAAUUGGGUUUAUGACUGGUCAAUAUUUGUGAAAGCUGUGAUUCCAUAAUCAUGUGAGUGCAUGUGUGUGUGUGUGGUUUUGUAUAUUCUGUGUGUUAAUGUGUAAGUGUUGCACUUCAUAUACAGAUAAGCCAUAAGAUAAGGGUAUGUGGCCAAGAAUUUUCAUGUUGCUAUGAGUUUUCUUUAGAGCAGCUACUUGGGUGUACCUCCAAAAUUUAUGGUUUUAAGUAAAUUAAGAUGCACGAGUGCCUGCCAAGAACAUUAUUCAUAAGUCAUUAGUACCUAUCAUAUUCAGAAUUUUGUCAAUAAUUUGGCAUGUUUUGUUAUGACACCUGGAAAUGUGUAAAUUCAAGUUCUUUUACAGCUUGCCUAUGUGACUCAACCAAUGUUUCAAGCUUUUGAAAGGAACUCCAAUUUGACAUUUUCAAUUACUGCUAUGUCAUGAAACAGUUGUUGCAGGAUGUAUUUAAUGCCAAUACUGGUUGUAUAUGAAAUCACUGCAGCAAUGAGGACCAUUUUAAAACUUAAAAUGUACAAAGUAGAAUGCAGGUGAGCUCUCACCCAUCAUGUGUAAAGUAAUGUCAUGUUACUGUUAUAACUUAUUAUCUCAUUACCAAGUUGUUUAGUGUUGGACUUCUUGUUAAGUAGACACAUUCUACAAACAGUUGAUCUAAACCCAAAUUUUAUAGCGUUAAUGUUAUCAGUCAAUACGGUAAUUGGGUUUUACUUGAUAGUACUGCAUGGGACCUGCUUGAAACAUGAGUUCAAUUUUUGUUCUUUGCCAUGAUGGGUUAACCAUAAUAUCUGUGUGCGGCCUGUAGAGGAAUGCAAGGAGGGUGCCGUUGGAAAGAUCAUGGUUUUCUCUCUUAACCAAGAAAUGGGACCCUAAUUUUCCCCAUGUUUUAAGCUGGUUUGACUGUGCUAAUGAGUCUGGAUUAAGCUUGACUGAACACUGCACAUAACUUUGUCAACAUACCCAACCAUUUUUGUCUUGUUUAUGUUCUCUCAAUUAGUUAGGUGCUGUCUUUAGUCUUGCUGCUGCUUUUGUACUUUUGCUGCAAAUAGAUGUAUUGCCCGAAUGUAGACCAGCAAUGGCCCCUGAAUGUUAUGUCACAGUCUCAAAUGAAAACUGAAAAUUUGGUUAGCUAUUAUAUCAAAAAUGUAUUAUGUUUAACAUCUUUGGGAGGGGUGGGGUUUGAGGGACCUUUCUAUUCAGAUGUAUUUAGACUAAGUUUACAGAAAGGUGUCUUGUACAACUUCAUGGCUUAUAAGCAGUGUUUACAUCACUCAUUUCAAUUGAAAUAAAUGUUCUAGCUGUGUUGAUAGAA
Messenger RNA from Thrips palmi, 5733 nucleotides. RefSeq names its product double-strand-break repair protein rad21 homolog (gene vtd). Lineage: Eukaryota; Metazoa; Arthropoda; Insecta; Thysanoptera; Thripidae. Gene Ontology annotation, cellular component: cohesin complex; synaptonemal complex. Gene Ontology annotation, biological process: mitotic sister chromatid cohesion; replication-born double-strand break repair via sister chromatid exchange; synaptonemal complex assembly. Gene Ontology annotation, molecular function: protein binding; chromatin binding. The record is from RefSeq and is a predicted model, not a curated record. The transcript is spliced from 13 exons. Bases 182 to 2671 code for a protein of 829 amino acids.